This is a messenger RNA of Daucus carota subsp. sativus, 1005 nucleotides long. Its product is annotated as transmembrane emp24 domain-containing protein p24delta3. Gene Ontology annotation, biological process: Golgi organization; endoplasmic reticulum to Golgi vesicle-mediated transport; intracellular protein transport. Bases 126 to 797 code for a protein of 223 amino acids. Lineage: Eukaryota; Viridiplantae; Streptophyta; Magnoliopsida; Apiales; Apiaceae. The transcript has 4 exons. Gene Ontology annotation, cellular component: endoplasmic reticulum; COPII-coated ER to Golgi transport vesicle; endoplasmic reticulum-Golgi intermediate compartment. The record is from RefSeq and is a predicted model, not a curated record.
ACAAUCUCUAAAUAAAACAAUCCCUAGUCCCAACCAAAAGAGGCACGUAACAACAUCCAACCAGACUGCAUCUUCAGACCGAUCUCAGUGUCACACUUGUUUCUGUUCGAUCAUCGUACACAUAUAUGCACCAUCACAUAUACAUAGAAAAAAACAUGAUGUCGAUCAUGGGACACAGAUUUUGGGUCUGCACGUUAAUGAUAUUCGUUGCCAUAAUACAAAAGGGUGAUGCGAUAUGGAUGAGUCUGCCUUCUGCGUCCAGUACCAAGUGCGUUACAGAAGAAAUCCAUAAUAACGUCGUCGUUUUGGGGGAUUAUGUUGUCAUUUCGGAUGAUAAUGUUCAUCCCACUCCUACCAUCUCUGCUAAGGUGACAUCGCCUUAUGGGAACACUCUUCACAGCAAUGAGAAUGCGACGCACGGUCAAUUUGCAUUUACUACAAAUGAAGCUGGUCUGUACCUCGCAUGUUUUUGGGUCGAUCACCAUGGAACUGGAGCUGUGAGUAUGAACUUAGACUGGAAAACAGGAAUUGCAGCAAAGGAUUGGGAAUCGGUUGCCAGAAAAGAGAAAAUUGAGGGUGUCGAACUUGAAUUGAGAAAGCUUGAAGGAGCGGUGGAGGCUAUUCAUGAAAAUUUACUCUAUCUCAAAAACAGGGAGGCUGAAAUGAGGAUAGUCAAUGAAGCCACAAAUUCUAGAGUUGCGUUGUACAGUAUGUUAUCACUGGCCGUCUGCGUUGGGGUUUCAGUUUUGCAGAUAAUGCACCUGAAGCGAUUUUUCCAAAAGAAGAAGCUAAUCUAGGUUCAGUUUAUUACAAGUUUAAUAGAUGAUCAAAUCUUAGAAUCAUUUUUAUUUACCAAGGGCAAAAAAACCUAGAAACCAGAACUGAGAAACUUCCUUUUAUUAUAUGCAGUCGGAAAAAUUUGAUCAUUUUGGCCUGCUUUAUCUGUUUGGGACAAGGAGAAAAUUUUGAAACUUACAAUCUUUGAUAGAGAAGUCUGUUAUUAAA